Molecule: messenger RNA, 1037 nt
Organism: Python bivittatus (Burmese python)
Lineage: Eukaryota; Metazoa; Chordata; Lepidosauria; Squamata; Pythonidae
Gene: MRPL51
Product: mitochondrial ribosomal protein L51
Biological process (GO): translation
Cellular component (GO): mitochondrial large ribosomal subunit
Molecular function (GO): structural constituent of ribosome
Source: RefSeq, a predicted model, not a curated record
CCUCAGAGGCGCGGUGCGUUCUGGGAAGCUUCUGAGAUGGCCGGCGCGUGAGGCUGCGUUGCCCUUUCGAGCGGAAAAGUCGGAGCGAGGCAGAAGCUCGAUGGAGGCGGCGUGGCGGCUGAUGACGGCCGCACCGCGGUCCUGGGUGGGCAGUCUUCUCGCCCCUACAGCUCGUCGCCUGUUCAGCACAGGAGUUCCUAACUCAUUUCUGGUGAAAGAGCCUCCUCCUCCAAAAGUGGUUGACAGAUGGAAUGAGAAACGAGCACUCUUUGGUGUCUAUGACAAUAUUGGAAUUUUGGGGGAUUUCAAAGCCCACCCCAAGGACUUGAUUGUAGGGCCCAUAUGGCUACGUGGCUGGAGGGGGAAUGAACUGCAGAGAUGCAUUCGCAAAAAGAAAAUGGUGGGUGACCGAAUGUUUGCUGAAGAUUAUCAUAAUCUGAAUAAGAGAAUUAAAUUCUUGUACAAGCGUUAUAAUCGCUAUGGACUGCAUCGCUAAGAGCAGGUUCUCUGUAACAACAUUUAUCUCCCAAAACAUUGUAUAUUUCUGGAAAAUAUUUCUUAGUGGUUCUAAUGUGCAGAAACUGGUGGCUGUGUGAAGCUGUCCAACCGUCAUCCUCAUCAUCUUGUUCUGUCUUUUGAAUUAUUUUCUAUUUCCAGUUAUUUUUCUUUUACUUCAUUAAUCAAAAUACUUCAGUGUGUUGAUGUGCCAUUCCUUAGAAGUAUCAUUCAAGCAAUUUUGAUUUCAUGUGCAUUUCAAUCAAAAGAGUGCAGCAGUUUAAGGAUGGGAUAAUUUUUUAUAGCAGUUUGCCAACCUGGUUAAAGUAUAAUUGCAAAUAAUAAAUUUCAUCUUUUUAUAUUGCCUCCUCUUUGUCUCUGACCAUCUGAGUUUUUCCCCACUUAGGUUUUAUGUAGAAUACCCACAACCCAUGUUUUUAGAUGUUUUAGUACAGUAUUUGAUUCUUCUUGUGAUAGAGAAUGACUUCCAGUUUUGUGUGUCUAUUGCAAUGAAACUGAAAUACAAAUGGUCCUUAAUAUGA